This is a messenger RNA of Benincasa hispida (wax gourd), 1963 nucleotides long. Its product is annotated as arogenate dehydratase 3-like. The record is from RefSeq and is a predicted model, not a curated record. NCBI's taxonomy places the organism in Eukaryota, Viridiplantae, Streptophyta, Magnoliopsida, Cucurbitales, Cucurbitaceae. Gene Ontology annotation, molecular function: arogenate dehydratase activity; prephenate dehydratase activity. Gene Ontology annotation, cellular component: chloroplast; cytoplasm. Gene Ontology annotation, biological process: L-phenylalanine biosynthetic process.
CUUCUUUCUCAGCUUGUGGUUCUCUUUUUCCAAGUGAACACCAAGCUGAGCCUUCUUCCUCUUCUUCAUUUUUUCUUCUCUUCCAUUUCAAACUAUGAAGGCUCUCAGCCCUUACUCUCCGCCGCCGUCCUUCAGUACCUUCCUCCGCCGCCGUUCCUAUCCUCGCCUCUUACCGGUUCACUCUAUCACCGUCCAAUGUGCUUAUGGACCUGAAACUUUCAGCGUCCAAAACGGCGUUGGCCUCUCCCGAGCCGAUUGGCAAAGCUCCUGUGCUAUUCUUGCCAGUAACGUCGUUUCUCAGCAACAAUCCGCCGAUAAUUCUGCCGGUGGAGGCGGCGUUGGACAUGUUGCGUCGGUCAAUGGCCACAAGACGAAUGUUGAGAAUCUUAAUCUUGUUCCGAUUGGGAAAAUUUCUGAUACUUACCAAAUAACCAAGCCGCAACCUAAGCCGUUAACCAUUACCGACUUUUCUCCGGCUCCGAUGCACGGUGAGAAGCUUCGUGUGGCGUACCAAGGCGUUCCGGGAGCUUACUCAGAAGCCGCUGCUGGAAAGGCGUAUCCUAAUUGCGAAGCCAUUCCUUGCGAUCAAUUUGAGGUCGCUUUUCAGGCGGUGGAGCUAUGGAUCGCUGAUCGAGCGGUUCUUCCGGUUGAAAACUCUCUCGGCGGUUCGAUCCAUAGAAAUUACGAUCUGCUCCUUCGUCAUCGGCUACACAUUGUUGGUGAGGUUCAACUUCCGGUCCACCACUGCCUUCUGGCUCUUCCAGGAGUCCGGAAAGAGUAUUUGAGCCGAGUAAUUUCUCAUCCUCAAGCCCUAGCUCAAUGCGAACUCACUUUGACGAAAUUAGGGCUCAAUGUCACUCGAGAAGCCGUCGACGAUACCGCCGGCGCGGCGGAAUACAUCGCGGCGAACAAUCUCCUCAAUACAGCAGCGAUUGCGAGUGCACGCGCCGCGGAACUGUACGGUCUCCAGGUCAUAGCGGAGGGAAUCCAGGACGAUUCGAGUAACGUGACGCGAUUCGUUAUGCUAGCUCGAGAUCCGAUUAUUCCACGAACAGAUCGACCGUUCAAAACCAGCAUCGUCUUUGCUCACGACAAAGGAACGUCCGCGCUAUUCAAGGUACUCUCCGCUUUCGCCUUCCGCAACAUUAGCUUAACGAAGAUCGAAUCCCGGCCGCACAGAAAUUGCCCUAUCCGCCUCGUCGACGAUGCAAACGUCGGCACUGCAAAGCACUUCGAGUACAUGUUCUAUGUUGAUUUUGAAGCCUCCAUGGCUGAAACUAGGGCACAAAACGCCCUAGCAGAAGUCCAGGAGUUCACAUCCUUCCUCAGAGUCUUAGGAAGCUAUCCGAUGGACAUGACUCCUUGGUCCCCUUCCGGCGGCGAUUAGCAAUCACAUAUCGCCAAUCAAGUUUUCAGAUAAAAGAAUGGCCGGAGAGGAAGAAGAAUAUUCUCAAAAUCCGCGCUCUGUUUAGUUUUCCGUUUGUUUCGCUUCGAUCUGAACCGCCGUUGACAUGGUCAAAAGGUCUUGGCGGCAGCGUUGACGGCGGCGGUGGUGGUAGGUAACGCAAACAGCGACGGCGACGGCGGUGGAUGGGACUUCGAAAAUUGUAAAAAAAAAAAUUAUAUAUAUAUAUAUUUAAUAUAUGUAUAUGAAUGUAUGUCAUGUGGAUGGAUUUGGAACUGCGGUUAUCUUCAAAACGACGUUCAACGCAGCGUUUUGUUCGUACCGUUGGGAGGUCCCUUGGAUCGGGAUCAUGUUCUUAUGUGGCGUGUUGUGAUUGGGCCUCUCGAAAAUUAUUAAGAUUAUUUUUUUCCCCUGUAGAUUUAUAUUAUUCUUUUUCUUAGUUUUUAUUUUUGAGCCGCAUAAAAUUACUGUUGAGACUAUUUGCUGCAUUUCUUCACGUUGGCUUUUGAUUUUGUUUUAAUUUUGCAAUUGAAAUGAGAGGGUUAAUGGGUGGAAUAA